AUGGCUGCUGCGAUCGAGUGGUCGUCUUCUGGAGCGUUCUGGUUGGCAAUGUACUUUGUGUUGAACCUCGCAUUGACACUGUACAACAAGAUUGUGCUUAACCACUUCCCCUUCCCGUAUACGCUCACCGCCUUACAUGCACUGUGCGGAACCGUCGGGACCUUUGUGCUUCUUCAUUGGAACCCAUCGAUAGUAUUCCUGAAGGACUCGUUGAGAGGACGGAGGAGGUCGAACCCGACCAACAAUCUACGGGUUCUAACGGAUGCUUCUCAGGAUGUGCCUUCGGACCCUCUCAUCCCCCCGAUUCCGACGCUGCGAGGAAAGGAACUCGUCGUGCUGUUCCUCUACAGCAUUCUGUACAGCCUCAACAUCGUGGUCAGUAAUGCGUCAUUACGGCUUGUGACUGUUCCGUUUCAUCAAGUGGUCCGCGCUUCCGCCCCGCUCUUCACGGUUGCACUAUCCGCUAUCCUGCUCGGAAAGUACAGCAGUAGAGCUAAACUGAUAACCCUGAUCCCUGUCACAGCGGGAGUGGGAUUGGCGACGUACGGAGAUUACUACUUCACACCGCGCGGCUUCUUCCUCACCUUAUUCGGAACCUUACUCGCUGCGCUCAAGACGAUCACCACCAACCUGCUUCAAAAGCGAAGCACGUCCAAUACAGAGCCAGGGAAGUACCCUCCAACGCUGUCCCCUGAGUCCGCGCCUUUCAAGUUCCCUCCGCCUCCAUCAAGACCAUGGGUUCAAGUGGGCAUAGUCGAAACGGAGAAAGGCGCCAUUGCAUUGGAAACCAUUGAUGAGAAAGGAGACAAGAUACCAAGCGACUCGCUACUUCAAACAGAGCCCCUCCUCCAGGAAACCAACCCCGCUGGCUCCGCGGGCGCUCCUCCACCUAGUACACGUAACACCCUAAUGGACUACAUUCUACCAACGCGACGACACCGCGCAAGACUGCAUUCCCACUCGCCUAUCUCAAUUCAGCCUACCAGCUCCUACUCCCUAUCAUGGAACCGCAUUCGCCUGGCUGCGAUCGCGAAGCUAGACCUCCCCAAACUGUCACUAACGCCACUCCAACUACUUUACCUCCUAUCGCCCAUCGCCUUUAUCCAAACCACUCUCCUAGCGCAUUUCUCCGGGGAGCUAGACAGUGUUAGCGUGCACUUGAGUAGGGUGACGGAGGAGUAUGUUAGGAGGAAUGUGGCGCUGGAGGGGAGUGUUGUUGGGAGGGGCUGGGCUGGGUUGAGUGGGUCGCCGAGGUUGUGGUUGGUGAUGAACGGAGUGCUGGCGUUCAUGCUCAAUGUUGUGAGUUUUAACGCGAACCGCAAGGUUGGAGCUCUUGCGAUGAGCGUAGCCGCGAAUGUCAAACAAGUUCUGGCUGUGCUCUGUUCAGUGACAUUGUUCAAUCUGACGGUUACUGUUAUGAAUGGAGCGGGGAUUUUCUUGACGUUGGUCGGUGGUGCGUGGUAUGCUGCUGUGCAGCUCCAGGAGAGGAAGGGGAAUCGAUAG
Coprinopsis cinerea okayama7#130 is the source of this 1503-nucleotide messenger RNA. RefSeq lists its product as hypothetical. Gene Ontology annotation, molecular function: antiporter activity. NCBI's taxonomy places the organism in Eukaryota, Fungi, Basidiomycota, Agaricomycetes, Agaricales, Psathyrellaceae. The coding region runs from base 1 to 1503 and encodes 500 amino acids. Gene Ontology annotation, cellular component: Golgi apparatus. The transcript has 4 exons. The record is from RefSeq and is a predicted model, not a curated record.